Aspergillus calidoustus is the source of this 1883-nucleotide messenger RNA. The record is from the annotation of a GenBank genome assembly. Lineage: Eukaryota; Fungi; Ascomycota; Eurotiomycetes; Eurotiales; Aspergillaceae.
GAUAAAACAUGGAGGGGCAUUCAAAUCACAACGCCCGCAAGAUUAGUGGUGCUGAAACUGGGUCUUUCUCUCUUUCUCUCUCUGGCAGACUCGAUGUGUAUGGCUCCGAUCGUUUAUAUCCUGGGCCAGCCGAACCGGCAUAACGGUAGUCUCCGUCUCUUCCUUACGGUACUACAACGCCCCGCUUCAGAUAUCACACUUUUAUUAUCUCAGGGAUAGAAAGAAAGUCCGAAAAGCGAUACGUUUUUCUCUACGAGCCAUGCGACUUCGAUCCGCAUUCAUUUCGCUCGUUAGUCUGGCCGGUCAUGUCACCCAGGGACAAUUUCUCCGUCGCGACGGUCUCGCCACCAAUGAGACGGAAACAUAUCGGAAGGGAUAUCGAUCUGUGGCGUACUUUGUGAACUGGGCAAUCUACGGCCGUCUCUACAACCCCCAGGAUCUCCCGGUUGACCACCUCACCCACGUUUUCUACGCCUUUGCCAAUGUGCGACCGGAAACGGGCGAAGUCUACCUCUCUGAUCCCUAUGCGGAUAUAGAGAAACAUUACGCCGCCGAUUCAUGGUCCGAUACCGGCAACAACGUCUACGGCUGUAUCAAGCAGCUCUAUCUUCUGAAGAAACGGAAUCGGAACCUGAAGGUCCUGCUGUCUAUCGGAGGGUGGACGUACUCCGCAAACUUCGCACAGCCAGCGAGCACGGAUAGUGGACGGAAGCAAUUUGCGCAGACGGCUGUCAAGCUGCUCCAGGACCUGGGGCUGGACGGCUUGGACAUCGACUGGGAGUAUCCUGAAAAUGACCAACAGGCCCGCGACUAUGUCCUGCUACUGCGGGAAUUGAGACAGGCUCUAAGGGAAUACAGCAAUGGUCACGCGGGAGGGAAGGAAUUUCUGCUCACCGCUGCAUCUCCUGCUGGCCCUGAAAAAAUCAACGUCCUCCAUCUCAAGGACAUGGACGACUUGUUGGACUUUUGGAACGUAAUGGCUUACGACUACGCGGGCCAGUUCAGUGCCUAUUCUUCGCACCAAGCAAAUAUUUUUGACGACCCAUCCGUUCCGAACAGCACUCCUUUCAAUACGGAUCAAGCUGUCCAGCAAUACAUCGAUGCUGGAGUGCCGGCCGAUAAAAUCGUCCUCGGCAUGCCGUUAUACGGGCGAUCAUUUGUCGGUACCGAUGGACUGGGAAAGCCGUUCACCGGUGUCGGGAGAGGCUCCUGGGAAGCAGGGGUCUGGGACUAUAAGGAUCUGCCGCAACCUGGCGCGGAAGAAUAUGUGCUGGACCGUACAAUUGCAAGCUACAGCUAUGAUCCGGCUGCAAAAACGUUGAUCAGCUACGACACUCCGCGCUCCAUCGAGCAAAAGGUUCACUAUAUUGUUUCCAGGGGCCUGGGCGGGGUGAUGUGGUGGGAGAGUAGCGGCGACAAAUCCGGCAACAGCAGCCUCAUAGCCACGGCAGCCAACGCUCUCAGACAGGCAGGGUGUCUAGAGCAAAGCGCGAAUGUCUUGGAAUACUCGAUUUCUCAGUACGAGAACCUGAAGGAAGGCAUGAUAUGAGUGAUAGAACACUCACAACGGUCAUAUCCUCAACCGGAUUACUACUGCCUUUGGCCUCAGACAGAGCGCUACGAUCAAGGAUACUGGUGCGCUACUUCUGCGUUGCGCCGUAAGAUGGUUUCGUCACUCACCUGCACUUUUAUACUUCUAAGAUACUACUUUGCUUUAUAUGCCACCUCCAGGCCUGGUAGGAAAUCUUGAUGAAUAACUGACAGUAUAACCUGGAUACUUUAGGUCAAGCCUCGGGUGAUAAAAUAAAUUCCAAGGAUGUAUAGACCUGGAAUACUCCAGAGCUGUAGCAUGUCGCGGCGGGCGUCCGACAACGAUGCUUGGC